Daucus carota subsp. sativus is the source of this 3300-nucleotide messenger RNA. RefSeq lists its product as uncharacterized. The record is from RefSeq and is a predicted model, not a curated record. The transcript is spliced from 4 exons. The coding region runs from base 123 to 2918 and encodes 931 amino acids. NCBI's taxonomy places the organism in Eukaryota, Viridiplantae, Streptophyta, Magnoliopsida, Apiales, Apiaceae.
AUAAAAAAUAUAAUACACGCACAUUAUUUGUAUUUGUAUUUUGUAUCUAUCUGUUAUACAUAGUGGUGCGGUGUUUGUGCUAAUUCAUCUCAUCGUUUUCUGCUGCUUCAUCCUCAUCACAGAUGGUGAGGGAUGACAAGUCAGGGCUCAAGCGCGGGAAUGCUAGAAGAAAGGCGCGAACAAAAGAUCGGGGUUCUGAUGAAUCUGAUGAAGAUUUUAUAAUAUCUGAGGAAGAAGAACGUGAGUCGGAUGAGUAUUGUUCUUCUUUAGAUCCAGAUGAAUCGGAGGAGGCUUUAGGGGAAUUUUUAUCCGAGGAAGAGGAGGUGACAGUAAAGGUGAAAAAGCCUAGUAGAUGCAAGACUCGUAAAAGUGGUUCGAAUAAGAGGAGAAAAGGUUUCAGGAAGACGCAGAAGAAGAGAAUUAGGUUUUCAUAUAAACAGGAUGAUGAUGAUGAAUUUACCGAGGGUGACGAUGAUGUGGAAUUUAUGCCAGAUGAGACUGAUUAUGUAGAUUCUGAAGAUGAAACUCCGGUAAGAAAGAAAAAGAGGGUUUCUUAUAAAGAAGACGAUGGUGACGGUGAUAACGAGGAGGAUGAUGACGUCAAGGAGGAUGACGACGUCAAGGAGGAUGACGACAUCAAGGAGGAUGAUCGUGAAUUUACCCUGGAUGAUAUAAUUGUCAAUGAUGAAGAUGACGACAUCAAGGAUGAUGAUUGUGAAUUUACCCUGGAUGAUGUUAUUGUUGAUGAAGAUGAUGACAUCAAGGAGAAUGAUUGUGAAUUCACCCUGGAUGAAAUUUUGUUAGACGAGGAAGGUGACAUGUUGCAAAAGAAAAAUAAGUUCAGAAAGCCUCGUUCACGGGAUAGAGAUAUUGUCGAAGGACGGAAAAGGGAAAAAAAAAUGACGGUGACGAGAAAACCAAGAUCAGCAUCGAAAAGGAAAAGGACUAACCGCAGGCUGGUGCGGAAAACCACAUCUGGUAUUGUUGACAUUUCUACGUCAGCGCAGAUACCAUGUUCAGACUCUGACGAGGACUUUGCUAAGAAGAGCUUAGAGGCAGAAGAUAGGGGUAAAAAUAUUCCUGUUCAGAGGCGAAGAAGAUUAGUGGCGGAUUCAGAUUCAGAUUUCCACUGUUCUUCACCAUCUGAUGAUGUAUACACUAUUCCGGAAGAAAAAGGGCCAGAUCAAAGGCUGUUUGGUACUACAAGUUCUGGUAUUGUACCAAUUCCUAGGUUAGCGAGAAAACGAAGUUCUGGCAGUGAUGGAGAAUUUGGAAAAAAGAGCUUAGUGCUGGAAGACAGGAGUAAGAAGAAGAUUCUUGGCCAGAGGAGAAAAAAUUUCCUGCCAUAUUCAGGUUCAGAAUCGGAAUCAGAAUUUUUAAGAUUUGAAUCAUCUGAUGACGAGUACACUAUUCCCAAGGAAGAAAAUGAACAUCAAAGACUGGUGGAGCAAUCCAGCUCCAUGAUUGUUCAAAAUCAUUGUUCAAGGAGAAAAACAAGUUCUGGUUCUGAUGGAGCAAACAAGAGCUUAGGCACAAGUAAAAAUAUUACUCUACGGAGGAGAAAAUUUGUGGCAGUUUCAGAUUCAGAUUUCAUGUGCUCUGCAUCAUCUGAUUACGAAUACACUAUAUCUGAGGAAGAGAGAGAAAAUGCGAACGAAGCUGAUGAAGUUGGCUAUAGUUUGAAAUCUAAUUUGAGGAGUUCAUCUUCCUUGAAGAAAAUCAAGGAAGAGAAAGACACUUGUAAGCAAAGAAAAAGGCCUGGAAGAAAAGGUAAGGAGAAGAUGGAGGAUAUCAACAAAGUUAUAAAGCAGGUUUGUGGGAUUUGUUUAUCAGAAGAAGAGAAGAGAACUGUAAGAGGAACACUAAAUUGUUGCAGCCAUUUUUUUUGCUUUGCAUGUAUAAUGGAGUGGUCCAAGGUUGAAUCUCGUUGUCCUUUAUGCAAGCAAAGAUUUGUGACCGUAAGCAAGCCUGCUUGGUCAGACUCGGGGUAUGAUUUAAGGACUGUAUCAAUCCAGAUUCCUGAACGUGAUCAGGUAUAUCAACCAUCUGAGGAAGAGCUUAGGGGUUAUCUUGAUCCAUAUGACGGUGUGAUAUGUACCGAAUGCCUGCAAGGCGGGGAUGAUGCUCUCAUGUUAUUAUGUGAUAUAUGCGACUCACCUGCACACACUUAUUGUGUUGGUCUUGGGCGUGAAGUACCUUCUGGUGAUUGGUUUUGUGAAGGCUGUCGACUAGGUGCUUCUAGUGCCCCACAUUCACAUGGUCUGAACUCUGUGCUUGGUCAAAGGGAAAGUAACAACUUAUCUGGCAUGUCAUCCCCUGUUCACAAUGUUGGGGAAUUAGAUCUUAACUCAUUAUAUGUACCUGAAACACCACUUACCCAACAAACUGGAUCUUUUCCUAUUCCAAGACGUUUUGGUAGUGAAUCUCAUGUCGCUUCCCCAACAUCUGGAUCAGGAGCAUUUACUGUAUUUGAUAGACGAAGGAUACAACGUCAGAUACACAAUCUUCUUAACCACAGAAGGAUAAACUCUAGCACUCAACCCAGUGGGAUGCCGUCUACAACUUCAGGAAUUAGAUUAUUUGGCUCUCAAAUUGAUGGAGGGACAGGACUAGCAAUUCAGGGAGGUUUAACACCAGAAACAAGAGCACCACAAUUUGCAUCUCGUGAUCAAAGGUUACAGGUUAGUACCACCAGACCGCUGCCUAAUAUGGACGCUUCCUCUGCAAGGUCAUUUCAACUGAGUGAACUAGGAAGACAAAAUUCUGAACAUGUAGGUGGUAGUAUGUCAUUCAAUCCAUUUGAUCCAAGAUUAGCUUACGAUCACCUCCAUUUGUGCAGUAGCAGAUCUAAUAUCGAUUCAGAUGGCCCGUCUCAUGCAUUUAGAGAGACCACAAUACCUUCAAGGACAUCACAGUAAACAUCACACACCAUCUUUAUGCUGCUUAGGCCAUGAGGUCACAAGUACAGGGCAAACAAAGUCUACUCUGUGCAGUGACCUUAAGCUCCCACCCAUAUUGAAAGACUGGAAGGUCAGCUGAUGAGUUUAGUUGGACGCUGCUGCUACUUGUUUCAGUUUAUUACCGAAGGUUGCGGUGAGAGAAGUUACGAGUACCGGUCUCCAGUGUUUAGAAGUAGAUAUUGAUGCAGUAGAUUAGUUGUCAUACCAUUGUUUCUGAUUAUCAUUUGCUACAAAUGAAUGUCUCAUUAUUAUAUUUGUUCUUAUACGCUAAUUUGUUACCAGUUUCUUCGGAACAAAGACAUCAUUUUAUUUUAAAGAAAUAUUCAGUGGUUAAACUCUA